AUGUGCGGUUGCGGCUUAGAGAAGAUGCAACGAGUGAUAAAUGUGUCGAACGCACCGCCGGUGUCCAUUCAACGAAAAGGAAGUGGCUGUUGGGAAAUCAAGCAAGGAUCUGGAGGACUUGUCUCAUGUGUAGACCCGGUGAUGUCUGUAGACAAGGAGAACAUAUGGCUUUCAAACCUGGGAAUUAACAUCAAGGAAGAAGAGCAAGAUGAGUUGGUGAGUGUUUCCUCUUUAAAAAAUUCCAACUCCGCGACACUGCUUUCGUUGAGGUAUGAUGUACAUCCACCUUCAACCAAUUCCCUCGGUCUUCCUCUUAUCAAGCAGGCGAGAGCUGGUGAAAUUUUCCAUGUACUGGAGGAGAAUGAUAAAAAGCAACAACUUACGGACAGGGAGCAACUUGUCGAGCAAGACAUGUCUCUCUUGUCUGUUUUGCACGACUACAAUAAGACGAACUACCAGUUGAAUCCUGUUUUUGUAAGCCAAGAAGACUACAACGCAUACUAUGGUGGCAUCAGCAAUGGUUUACUGUGGCCUGCUUUGCACAAUCUUGCUGAGUAUAUUGUCAAGGAAUACGAUGAUCCUGCUACUCUUCGCGAACAUUGGUGUGCCUAUGUACGCGUAAAUUACCAAUUUGGUAUAAAUGCCGCUAGAAACAGUCGUCCCCAAGAUUUUAUCUGGAUACACGACUACCAUCUCAUGUUGACUGGACAAAUUAUGCGGAGUUUAGACAGUAAUCUUGAGGUCGGAUUUUUCCUACACAUUCCUUUCCAACCGCCACCAAAUUUCAUGACAAAGUAUAAAAUAGUUGCCGAUCCCAUUCUUCGAGGAAUCCUUCGUUUUACUAAGGUUGGUUUCCAAACACAUCGUGAUCGUGAGCGAUAUGUUCAAAUGGUGAGAGAACACAUUCCUAGAGCCAGAGUACACUUCGAUUCUAGGAUCGAUAUUUUUACUGUUACUUACGAGGGCUGGACGUGUUCACUGGGAGUGUUCCCUGUAUCUAUCAAGAAUGAGGACUUUCUUUCAAUCGCCAAUGAACCACAGUGUGCUAUUGACGCACAAGAGAUUCGAAAUGACGUUCUUGGUAAUAGCGGCCCAGGUGGAUGCUUUUUCUUUUCGGUAGAAAGAUUUGAUUACACAAAAGGCAUCAUGGAGAAACUGAAAGCUUGGAAAAGGUACUUCGAGAAGCAUCCUGAACGGAAGGGGCUAGAUGUGUUGUAUCAAAUCGCUGUGACAAACAGGCGUGCUGUGGAAUCGUACAAAAAAUAUCAGGACAGCUGCUUGGCUCUUGCGAAGGAGAUCAAUGAAACCGUCAGAUGUGAGGAACAUCCAGAAUGGAAACCCUUACGAUUUGACACAGAUGGCCUGCAGAGAGCACGACUAAUAGCUCACUAUUUGGCAAUGGAUAUUGGUGUGGUUACGCCAUCAAAGGACGGUAUGAAUCUGGUUGCCAAAGAAAUGAUGGUGUGCAAUCCGUCAGCCUCUCUUGUGCUUUCCUCUGGAGCAGGAACUGAGGUUGGACUUAAUUUGUAA
Strongylus vulgaris is the source of this 1530-nucleotide messenger RNA. The record is from the annotation of a GenBank genome assembly. NCBI's taxonomy places the organism in Eukaryota, Metazoa, Nematoda, Chromadorea, Rhabditida, Strongylidae.